This is a messenger RNA of Hippoglossus stenolepis (Pacific halibut), 2726 nucleotides long. RefSeq names its product pyrroline-5-carboxylate reductase 3 (gene pycr3). The transcript is spliced from 7 exons. The coding region runs from base 705 to 2000 and encodes 431 amino acids. Gene Ontology annotation, biological process: L-proline biosynthetic process. Gene Ontology annotation, molecular function: pyrroline-5-carboxylate reductase activity. NCBI's taxonomy places the organism in Eukaryota, Metazoa, Chordata, Actinopteri, Pleuronectiformes, Pleuronectidae. The record is from RefSeq and is a predicted model, not a curated record.
GUCAGUGGUGAUGGAACUACUGACACAGGUGCAUCACUUUGAAACAUUUCCGUUUUGUCUGUUCUCUGCAUGUUUCUGAAUUUGCGCGUGUUGUGACUUUUUGCUGCUCACGUGUCAAACUCUUUGAAAGUUGUUUAUCUUUAUUGGCACGUGUUGAGCUCUCUCGGCCACCAUACGGAGCAAAAAACUUUUCCUGUUAUUCUGAAAACCACGUGGCGGCGCUGUAACCCUGGGCAGGUGUCUCCAGUGGAUCUGAAGUGACUGGUUUUCACGUUAAAGACCAGUUUGAGCUUUAAAAGGAGCGACGGACGUCUGCAGCCCUGAGACCCACCAGGUGAAUACCCAGCCUCCCUCCGGCAGCUAGCCGCGGUCACGCUGCCGUCGCCCGGCCUCGGUGCGUGUGUCACUCCGCGUUACUUCAUGGUUGUCCAGUCAACAGGACACGUGCAUUGUUUUUCCUAAUCUAAUCUGUCCCGGAUUAUUCUCUCGCUGUCCCGGGUUAGCUAGCUAGCUAGCUAGCAGCAGCAGCGGGGCUAGUUUGAUCGCGGUGUUAGCAUCGUUAGCACCGUGUCUACCACCUGUAGGCUAACUCGGAUUCAAGCUAGCCACACCAGACAUGCUAAUUAGCCCGCUAGCCGUGUGAGCGCCGGGCUAGCGGGCUGCUAGCGGGCUGCUAGCCGCCGAGCUAACUAGCCAGCGCAACAAUGGACGACCCCGGCAUGAAGAAGCAGAACUGGGACGUGCGGGAGACGGAGCUGUUCCUGGAGACCCUCAAGGAGCUGGACAUGAAGAAGUGCCUGGACGGGAGGAAGGUGCGCAACAACAAGCUCUUCAAGGUGGCGCACCGGCGGAUGACGGCGGCCGGCUACCACCGCUCCGUGGACCAGCUCAAGUUCCGCUGGAAACUUCUCAAAAGUGCGUACUACAAGUGCAAGAGGGCGCCCAACGCCCCGGCCCCCACCAAGAUCCAGGGCUGGUGGCGCUACGAGAAGACGAUGGUCGCCAUCAUGGAGUCCAGACACCCGCUGGUCGGGGCCGGGGUGAACUCUGACCGGAUGGACGAGGGGACCGAGGACUCGGAUGGAGAAGCGUCGAUGCUGCCCUGGCCUCGGCCCUGCCCGGGGAACACCGCUCAGAACCUGGAUUUAAUUAUCAAAAUGGACCCCGAGAUGGACUCGCAGCUGAAAAUCGGUUUUAUCGGUGCAGGCAACAUGGCGUACGGCAUCGCAAAGGGCAUCCUGUCCGGAACUGUUCUUCCUGCAAACAUCCAAGUGAGCGCACCGUCCUUCAGGAACCUCGAGCGCUUUCAGGAGCUGGGGAUUUCCGUCACUCACUCCAACGUAGAGGUGGUCAGUGGCUCGGAUGUCGUCUUCGUGGCCGUCAAACCUCACCUGGUAUCGCUCGUUCUCAAUGAGAUCUCACAACACGUCACCGACAGACACAUAAUUGUCUCCGUGGCAGCAGGAGUGACGCUGGCAACGUUGGAGGAGCUCCUUCCAGAGAAUUCAGUCGCCGUCCGCCUGAUGCCCAAUCUGCCGUGUAUGGUUCAGGAAGGAGCGCUGCUGUUUGCACGAGGGUCUCAUGCAAAGGAGGAGGACGGCGUUCUGCUUCGCUCCUUGUUGCAUCACUGUGGUUUGGUGGAGGAGGGACCUGAGGCCUGGAUCGACAUCCACACUGGCCUGAGUGGGAGUGGGGUCGCUUUCGUUUAUCUGUUUGCUGAAGCUCUGGCAGAAGGAGCUGUGAAAAUGGGGAUGCCCAGUGCUCUGGCCCACAGCAUCGCAUCUCAGACCGUUCUGGGUGCCGGGAGGUUGUUACGCGACACCGGGAAGCACCCAGCUCAGCUGCGCUCUGAGGUCUGCACCCCGGGGGGAACCACCAUUUACGGGCUCCACACGCUGGAACAAGGCGGCUUGAGGGCAACGACCAUGAGCGCCGUGGAGUCGGCCACUGAGAGAGCCAGGGAGCUCGGCAGGAAGUCGGCGGCAGGAAGCAGGAAAUGACGUUUGCCUUUUUUAAAUAGCUGCUCAUCAGACUUAAGGAAAACCGCGACAACUCGUCGUGGAACAUGGAGACAAAACUGGACUGGACUUUUUUAUUUCUAUCUCCCUUAUUUCCCCCCCAAACAAGUGCAUUUCAAUCUUCUCCUCUUUUUCUUGCCUCUCUGACUGGAAGUGAAUUAUAUCUUACCAUGACCCCGAGAUCUACAUUUUCUGGGAGAAUCACUACUUUUUUACAUGCACACCAAUAAUCGAUGUUGUGGAUUCAGACAGUAAAUACUAAAGUCAGGGACCCGAAUUAGACUUUGCUCAUAGCUGUGGAUACUUAAACCACAAUAAGGUGCAGUGUUGUGGCUUGUUAGGGUCAUGUUAGCCUGCGAGUUUCAAAACACUGAGUAGUCUAAAACUGUGAAGCAUCAAUCGGUCCAAAAACUAAUUGUGUACACUGCACAUAUCCAGAAUUGCCUUACUGGCCUUGAUUGAGCAUGUAAUGUAAUGUGUAGUGUAGAAAGGAUAUUGAACGUGUAUUUAAUAUUGAAAUGUGUUAUUUAAUAAUCGGCCACAUUCAGCACUUGUUGGGCAGCUGCUCUCCAGUGAUUGUCUCACUCUCGGGUGCAGCUUCCAUCUAGUUGCUGGUUUUUUUUUUGUGCGACACAAUUUGUAGGAAAAUAUUAAUGGACAAUGCCAAGUGUGUGGAGUUGAUUUCAUAAAAGUGUCAUGUGAACAGGA